CAUGACAUAAAGAAUAAGCUUAUGCAAGGAAUAAUAAUUUAAUUUUUUUUUUAAAAAAAAGUAGUAGUAGUAGUGAGAUAAAAGGGAGGUGAGAAGAAAAAGAGGAUUUUUCAGGUCUUCACCUGAAAGGAAAAUCAAAGCCUCUCUCUAACCAUGAGUCUCUUCGGUCUGGGCAGAAAUCAACGAACAUUCCGCCCAAAAAAAAGUGCACCUUCAGGAAGUAAGGGUGCACAACUUAAAAAGCACAUUGAUGCCACCCUGGGCAGUGGAAACCUAAGGGAAGCAGUAAGGCUACCUCCUGGGGAGGAUUUAAAUGAAUGGCUUGCAGUCAACACUGUGGAUUUCUUCAAUCAGGUGAAUCUACUCUAUGGUACCCUCACAGAGUUUUGUACUCCUGAGAACUGUCCUACAAUGACUGCAGGCCCUAAGUAUGAAUAUAGAUGGGCUGAUGGUGUGCAAAUCAAGAAACCUAUCGAGGUUUCUGCCCCAAAAUACGUUGAAUAUCUAAUGGACUGGAUUGAAGCACAGCUUGAUGAUGAAUCCAUAUUUCCUCAAAAGCUGGGUUCGCCAUUUCCUCCCAACUUCAAGGAGGUGGUGAAGACAAUAUUCAAAAGACUGUUCCGUGUAUAUGCCCACAUCUAUCACUCUCACUUUCAGAAAAUUGUGAGCCUUAAGGAAGAAGCCCAUUUGAACACAUGCUUCAAGCAUUUCAUACUGUUUACUUGUGAAUUCGGGCUGAUUGACAAGAAAGAGCUAGCCCCACUUCAAGAGCUCAUAGAAUCCAUCAUAGCCCCCUACUAAAUAUAUAGGGUUGGAGAUCCUGAGAAAGAUUAUAUUUUAGGGAUGCCAAAGUAAUAAAGUUUAUGACUUCAAAAAUCUCUAUUUCUAUACUAUUAAAAUGUUUUUGCAUGAUUAUUUGUACUGAGUGUUAUUUUUAUAAAUUAAAGUCUAUCGGAAUUCUAGUACUAUAUAUAUAUAUAUAUAUAUAUAUAUAUAUGUAGUUAAGAAAAGUGGUAUGCAUC
Messenger RNA from Durio zibethinus, 1022 nucleotides. Its product is annotated as MOB kinase activator-like 1A. The record is from RefSeq and is a predicted model, not a curated record. Lineage: Eukaryota; Viridiplantae; Streptophyta; Magnoliopsida; Malvales; Malvaceae.